ACGGAAAUUAUCAAAAUUUUAGAUUGUUGAUUUUUUCGGUAAAUGAAUGCAGUUGAAGAUGAACAGUACAAGUGAAAUGAUAAAUUUGUAUAGAAAGGAUUUAAAUUUCACGAACAUAUCUGAUGAAUACCGAACACAAGAUAUGCCGAAACACUUGAUGGCCAACGUUGGGGUUCUUUCUUUAUAUCUUAUUAUUGGUGUGAUAGGAAAUAGCAUUGUUCUAGCUGUAUACAGAUUUCAAAUGAAGGGUAAAGAAGAGAGAUAUUUCAUUCCAUUUUUGGCAGUGUCGGAUAUGCUGACAUCGGUUGUGGGUUCCGUAAAUUGUAUAAUGUUAGAUGUGAUGCAAACGACUUUCACCAACAAUAUUCUAUGUAAAAUAGUAUUUUACACCAUUGCUUUAACAGCAGGAAUUUCUUUAUUUCUUUUACUUUCUAUUGCGGUACAACGGUAUUUAAUAAUAUGUAGACGUCAUAGGCUUAAUUUGAACACUCGAAAAAUAAUGGUUGCCGUAUCUGUAUGUUUGUCAGUUGCUUGCUCCGUACCGUUUGCAGUGAACUAUGGCGUAAAUGAACACUUUAGUGAGAGUCGAUUGGUUGGAUACCGGUGUGGAAGACUUAAACAUGGUGUCUACCUCUCUGGAUUAGUGUAUGCAAUAUUUUUUAUAACUCUAAUGUUGUUUACUGUUCUUGCACUUGUUUUUCUGUAUGGAAGAGUCGGAUGGGUUAUUUUUAAACAUUUCAAUGCGCAGAAAUUUAAGCAAACAAAUUUAUCGAAAGAGACCAGUACAGCAGAAAAAUUACCAAACGAUUCGAUUACCAAUAAUCUUCAAAGUAAAACACAAGAACUGAAAAAUACUGACGGUUCCUACUCCAAAUCAGCAGUCAAUACGGAAUGGAAGAAUGAUUCAAGCAUUGAGCCAACUCAGUCAUCUGACGUCUACACAGAAACCACAGCACCCGAAUGUUCAUCUUCCGCCACUAAAAACGGAAAUUCUACUCUGCCCAAACGCUUGAAAAAAACAAACCGGUCAAAGAAAAGAAGACGUUUCAAAAACAAGUUUACUUUAAUGUUUAUUCUAAUAACUGCUGUGUCAAUCGUGUGCUAUAUGCCGGUCGGAAUGGUUGUUUUGUUAGAAGGCAUAUUUCCAGAUUUUUGGGAAAGGCUGUCUGAAACAGUAGCUGCCACUGUUUUAUGGCUGUAUCAUACAUACAUUAUUAACAGUAUUGUAAACCCCAUAAUAUAUGCGUUUAUGGAUGCAGAAUUUUCUACAGCCCUUAAAGCGCUUUUUGAAAAAUGUAAAUGUUCUAAAAAUUAUUCCAAAUAAAGUCUCGAUAACAUUACCAAUA
Mytilus californianus (California mussel) is the source of this 1346-nucleotide messenger RNA. RefSeq names its product orexin receptor type 2-like. The record is from RefSeq and is a predicted model, not a curated record. Gene Ontology annotation, molecular function: neuropeptide receptor activity. Gene Ontology annotation, cellular component: membrane. NCBI's taxonomy places the organism in Eukaryota, Metazoa, Mollusca, Bivalvia, Mytilida, Mytilidae. Gene Ontology annotation, biological process: neuropeptide signaling pathway. Bases 47 to 1324 code for a protein of 425 amino acids. The transcript has 2 exons.